Messenger RNA from Lodderomyces orthopsilosis Co 90-125, 546 nucleotides. RefSeq lists its product as uncharacterized. Bases 1 to 546 code for a protein of 181 amino acids. Gene Ontology annotation, cellular component: cell periphery; cytosol. Gene Ontology annotation, molecular function: K48-linked deubiquitinase activity; cysteine-type carboxypeptidase activity; cysteine-type deubiquitinase activity. Gene Ontology annotation, biological process: protein K48-linked deubiquitination. The transcript has a single exon. Lineage: Eukaryota; Fungi; Ascomycota; Pichiomycetes; Serinales; Debaryomycetaceae. The record is from RefSeq and is a predicted model, not a curated record.
AUGCCGUCUUGGACUACAAAAACAGGUACUUGUUCGCCUAAUAAAAUUAUGCAUGAAAUUGCUGCAAGCUCUCACAAAAAGCAAGCAGUUAAAGACGUAUUAUCUCCAUCAGAACUAUUAGAUCGGAACUUGGAAUCACCUCAAUUUGCAAAAUUUUUCAAAACCAACCAUUUCAACACAUUGCUUAAAAAAUCCAGGAACGAAUUAUAUUUGCUCAUAACUGAUUCUUCGUUCCAAUCCAAGAGGGGCAGACUCGUUUGGCAAAGCUUGAACUCUGUUUCUGGAGAAGGCGAUUUAUUUGUCAAUGGUGAUUUCAUGCCUGUAUCAGACAUUGAUCAAGACAUUGGUCAAGAAGGAGAGACAUUUAAUUCUGAUAUGAUGUUACUGAAACAGUUGCAGGAAGAGGAAGAUGCAGCUUUGACUCGUAAAAUGCAAGAAAAAUACGAGAAAAGAAAUACGCGGCAAUCAAGCAAAGAACCCAUUGUCAAAAAGAAUGACGAAGCAAAACCACCUUCAAAGCCUGUGGAAGAAAAAAAAAAAGAAUAG